Messenger RNA from Dermacentor andersoni, 2910 nucleotides. RefSeq names its product kynureninase-like. NCBI's taxonomy places the organism in Eukaryota, Metazoa, Arthropoda, Arachnida, Ixodida, Ixodidae. The record is from RefSeq and is a predicted model, not a curated record. Gene Ontology annotation, molecular function: kynureninase activity; pyridoxal phosphate binding. Gene Ontology annotation, biological process: NAD+ biosynthetic process. Gene Ontology annotation, cellular component: cytoplasm.
AUGUGCAGCUACCGAGACCACGUGCAAGUUGCCGCCAACGUGGGGACGACGCCAAGGCAAGAGCUGUUCUCGCUGGCCGACAGGUGGGGUUUAAGGCACAACACCAUCGACUUCGCCCGGCGGCUCGACUGUGAGGACCCGCUGAGGGAAUUUCGCGAAUGCUUCGUCAUCCCCAAGGUUGCCGACUUGACCGGAGUGGAUCCCGAGUUCAUCCAGUCUACGGAGCAGGAAUGCAUCUACAUGAGCGGCCACCAGUGCGGCCCCAAGCCAAAAGCUGUGGACGGCGAGUUUCAGAAGGUCCUGGACGACUGGGGAAAGAGGGCCGUGCAGUGUUUCCGGCAAGGCCACCUACCGGUUUCAACGGCCGACUUGUACCCGAAGCAGCUCAUGGCUGAUCUCGUGGGGGCCGAUUGUGAUGAGAUCGUUUUCAUGAACGGGCUCACCGUCAACCUGCACUUGCUCAUGAUGACGUACUACAGACCAGAAGGGACAAGAACCAAGCUGGCCGUGGAAGAGGAUGCGUUUUCAACAGACAUGUAUGCUGCGCAGUCCCAGGUGAGCCACCAUGGCCUCGACCUGGCGUCCAACCUGAUCCUCCUGCGCUCGAGAAAGGGCGAUGAGCUGCUCAGAGAAGAGGACAUCUACGACGUCAUCGAGAAAGAGGGUGACACCAUCGCUCUCCUGCUCCUGUCCGGAGUGCAGUACAAGACGGGCCAGGCUCUGGACAUCCGGGGAAUCACAAGAGCCGCUCGCAAAAAGGGUUGCGUCGUGCUGUGGGACUUGGCUCACUCCGUCUGCAACACCGAGCUGAGGCUGAACGAAUGGGAGGUUGACCUGGCCGCCUGGUGCACGUACAAGUAUAUGAACUGUGGCCCUGGCUGCACGGCGGUGGCGUACGUGAGCCACAAGUUCCGCAAGGCUUGCGACCGGCUGCCGGAGCUGAGAGGCUGGUGGGGCAACGACGCCGAGACUAGACUACUCAUGAAACGCGAAUUCGACCCUUUCCCAUCGGCCGACAUGUUCAAGAUGUCCGCCGGUUGCCCCAUUCUGAUCGCGCCAAUCAUGACAAACCUGCAGAUAUUCAGCGAGGUCGGAGAGCCGAACCGCCUGCGCAAGCAGUUCCUCCUGACCGGCUACAUGGAGCUCCUGUUGACGGACGUGCUCGGUGCGAGCCACGACCUUGAAGACACUACGCGCCCCGUUCACCUUCUCACGCCAGCCGACGUGGGGUGCAGAGGCAGCCAGCUCAGUCUCCACUUCGCCGCGCCCUACGACGCCAGUUCCGUGUUUCGAGAGCUUCUGCGACGAGGCAUCAUCGGUAACCUGCUCCCGCCGUCGGUACUCCGCUUGACGCCGGUUUCUCUGUACAACACUUUCGAAGACGUGUACAACUGCGUACACGCGCUGGAGGAGACCUGCAACCAGUUAAGCUCAGAAGGAACGCCCUACCUUAACGGCGACUAAGAACUGUUUGUGCAUAUAUUGUACAUGCGCGCGUGCAGCCGUAUGUGACCUGAAAGGGGUCGUCGAUGAUUCAGUAGAGAGAGGGUGUAAGGUCGUUGUGAAUGUUCGGCUUGGUGAAGCCCAUAUGUGCAUUAUUUUCGUUGCUUAAGUGCGUGCUUCCCCGACGUCUCUGAGGCCCACUCUGUUUUUGUGUAUGUGUUUCAUGGCAAUGUUGUGCUGUUGGCUCGCACCCUGGCCGCUUCCAGAGAGCGCCUGCUUUGGGAAGGCGGUGGCCGGACGCUGUUCGGCGAAAAAGGGAGCGGCAGGGGUUCUCGCGCACUGGUUCUGGCGAGGGCCAUAAAUCGCGCAGCGAGCCGCUGAAGCGGCAUCUGGAGAAGGGAGUAAUUGGGGAGUGUUUUGCCUCGGGCCGAGGCGCCGCGGGGGGGGGGGGCUCGAACGGCGGCCACCGCCGGUGCGAGUUACGCAGCCCGGGGACAUGGUCCCGCGGCUGGCUGGGGGGUGAUAAUGGGCGCGGCUGAGCGGGCAGUGUGAGCUGAGGCCUGAGAGACGACGGACCGCUCUCGUCAGGUGCCCGAUCGGAGCGACGGACUGCUCCGAGGCCUUGCUCAGCCGCAUUCGUAAAUGUGAAGCCAUUUUCCUUGUUUGCUUGUAACUCCUUGUACUCCAUGUAACCGUUGCUAUCUGCCUGUAAAUAAACAGUUCGAAUGAUUGACAUCAAGCAUCGUUAGUGCCGAGAUACCGAAGCAGAGAGCAGGGAAUCGGCUCAGGAAGAGCCGAGAGUGAACAACAACCACAAAGAAGGAAGAACCCGGCGGAAGAGGAAGAGAAGAACUUUACUGAGGGCAUAAAAAAAUGCCGUCAGCUGGUGAUAUCUGCAGGAGGAGAUCCGGCUGCUGCUGCUUCUUCGUCUCGGAAGAUGUGGGAUAAAAUGGAAGAGCGACUGCUUCACUCAACAACUGCGAGCGGGUCAACGCGAUGGAACCAGGAUAGGCGUUGAGACAGGAGAAUAUCAUCAACCAACAUUCUUAUACAGAUAUUGCGACCAAAACGCAUUACAUCCUUUGCAUAAAUUGCGAGGCAAUGUCUUGGUCGACUGCAUUUUGUUUAAAAAUACUUUAUUUAACCACGUCCCAAACCUGAUUAAAUUAUGUGCUUAAAUGAACAAAACUGUCGCGCUGGUCCCAUUGCAGUUGCAUUCAGCGUUUUGGCGGCUAUAGCUGCCAUUUGCUUCUGCGUUGCUCUUACGGGCCCGUGUUCACAAAGCUUCUCUUGCAGAAGCGCCUCAUGCAAUUGGCCGUCGCAGAGACGUGUCGUUUUGCCUCUGUCAAGGUGAAAUUAUAAGUUAUUGACCCCGUCUGACCUUUUCUUGCUCUUGGUGUGUACCGCAAGCAUUUUGUGAUACAAGUGUACCAGAAUGCCGAAAUAAAAAUGAAUGAAUGAACCACA